This is a messenger RNA of Sorex fumeus (smoky shrew), 3123 nucleotides long. RefSeq names its product discoidin, CUB and LCCL domain containing 2 (gene DCBLD2). Lineage: Eukaryota; Metazoa; Chordata; Mammalia; Eulipotyphla; Soricidae. The coding region runs from base 352 to 2664 and encodes 770 amino acids. The record is from RefSeq and is a predicted model, not a curated record. The transcript is spliced from 16 exons.
CGAGCCGCGGGGCGGACGCUGGGAGCAGCGGCCGGGCCGAGGAGCGCGGCGCGGGCGGGCGUUCCUCGCAGCUUUGCUGCCGUCGCCGCCGCCGCGAUCCGCUGCUCGAGCGCUCCUCGUCCUUCCGUCCCCUCCCCUGCUCUCCAGCCUGGGGUCUCGAGGCGGGGAGCGGAGGGAAGGGACGGAGGAGGAGGAGGAGGAGGAGGAGAAGGCGGCGGCGGGAGCCGUGGGAGGGGCGGAGGGGGUCCCGGCGCGGGGCGAGGAGCCGCCGUUUCCUCGCCCGGUGCCACGGCCCGCGCGCGCGGGGCUCCCGGGCGCCCGCACUAUGCAGGCGGCCCUGCGGCCGCGGCGAUGGCGAGCCGGCGGGUGCUGAGAGCCGGCUGCCGCGAGCACGGGGUCCGGGGCUGGGCCGCGGCCGCCCUGCCGGGCCCCGGCCCCGGCCCCCUCCCUCCCCGCGCCAACUCCUCCUUCCCCAUGCCUCCGGCCCUCCUGCUGUUGCUGCUCCUGCUCCUGCUGCUCGAAGACGCCCGGGCGCAGCAAGGUGACGGAUGUGGACAUACUGUCCUGGGCCCUGAAAGUGGAACUCUUUCAUCCAUAAACUAUCCCCAGACCUACCCCAACAGCACCGUGUGUGAAUGGGAAAUCCGGGUGAAGAUGGGCGAGAGAGUGCGCAUCAAAUUUGGUGACUUUGACAUUGAAGAUUCUGAUUCUUGUCACUUUAAUUAUUUGAGAAUUUAUAAUGGAAUUGGAGUUAGCAGAACUGAAAUAGGCAAAUAUUGUGGUCUGGGAUUGCAGAUGAACCAUUCAAUUGAAUCGAAAAGCAAUGAAAUUACAGUGUUGUUCAUGAGUGGAAUCCAUGUUUCUGGACGAGGAUUUUUGGCUUCAUACUCAGUUAUAGAUAAACAAGAUCUAAUUACUUGUUUGGACACUGCAUCCAAUUUUUUGGAACCUGAGUUCAGUAAGUACUGUCCAUCAGGUUGUCUGCUUCCCUUUGCCGAGAUAUCUGGAACAAUUCCUCAUGGAUAUAGAGAUUCCUCUCCAUUAUGUAUGGCCGGCGUGCAUGCAGGAGUAGUGUCGAACGUUUUGGGUGGCCAGAUCAGUGUUGUAAUUAGUAAAGGUAUCCCGUACUAUGAAAGUUCACUGGCCAACAACGUCACAUCUGUGGUGGGACACUUAUCUACAAGCCUUUUUACAUUUAAGACAAGUGGUUGUUACGGAACACUGGGAAUGGAAUCGGGUGUGAUUGCGGAUCCUCAGAUAACAGCAUCGUCUGUGCUGGAGUGGACUGACCACACGGGGCAAGAACACAGCUGGAAGCCGGAAAAGGCCAGGCUGAGGAAACUGGGACCUCCCUGGGCUGCUUUUGCCACUGAUGAAUAUCAGUGGUUGCAAAUAGAUCUAAAUAAGGAAAAGAAGAUAACAGGCAUUAUAACCACUGGCUCUACGAUGGUAGAACACAAUUACUAUGUGUCAGCCUAUAGAAUUCUGUACAGCGAUGAUGGACAGAGAUGGACUGUGUAUAGAGAGCCUGGUGUGGAGCAGGAUAAGAUAUUUCAAGGAAACAAAGAUUAUCACCAGGAUGUGCGUAAUAACUUUUUGCCACCAAUUGUUGCACGUUUUAUUAGAGUGAAUCCUACCCAAUGGCAACAGAAAAUUGCCAUGAAAAUAGAACUGCUUGGAUGUCAGUUUAUACCCAAAGGUCGUCCUCCAAAACUUACUCAACCCCCACCUCCUCGGAACAGCAAUGACCUCAGAAACACGACAGCCCCUCCCCAAAUAGCCAAAGGUCGUGCCCCAAAAUUGACUCAACCACUACAACCUCGCAGUAGAAAUGAUUUUCCUGCACACAAGGAACAAACAACUGCAGCUCCUGAUAUUAAAAACACGACAGUGACUCCAAAUGUAACCAAAGAUGUAGCCCUGGCAGCAGUCCUUGUUCCUGUGCUAGUCAUGGUCCUCACCACUCUCAUCCUUGUGUUAGUAUGUGCUUGGCAUUGGAGAAACAGAAAGAAAAAAACCGAAGGCACCUAUGAUUUACCUUAUUGGGACCGAGCAGGUUGGUGGAAAGGAAUGAAGCAGUUUCUCCCCGCCAAAUCAGUGGAGCAUGAAGAAACCCCAGUUCGCUACAGCAGUAGUGAAGUUAAUAACCUGAGUCCAAGAGAAGUCACCACAAUGCUGCAAACGGAUUCUGCAGAGUAUGCACAGCCACUCGUGGGAGGAAUUGUUGGCACGUUUCACCAGCGCUCUACCUUUAAACCAGAAGAAGGAAAAGAAGCAGGCUAUGCCGACCUGGACCCAUACAACUCCCCAGCGCCAGAUGUUUAUCACGCCUAUGCGGAACCGCUCCCAAUUACUGGGCCCGAGUAUGCAACCCCAAUCAUUAUGGAUAUGUCAGGGCACCCCACAGCUUCCGUCGGUCUGCCCUCAACAUCCACCUUCAAAGCUGCUGGGAACCAAGCUCCCCCUCUUGUGGGAACGUACAGCACUCUUCUUUCCAGAACUGACAGCUGCUCCUCUGCCCAGGCCCAGUACGAUACCCCAAAAGGUGGGAAGCAGGGUCCAAAUGGCCCAGAUGAACUGGUGUACCAGGUGCCACAGAGCACACAGGAGGUAUCAGGAGCAGGGAGGGAGGGCGGAAGUGAUGUCUUUCAAGAAAUCCUUUGAAGAUGAUGCUUUUAAAAAGCAUCGUUUUAAGCACAUAUCUUUUCCUUUUCUUUCUUUUCUUUUUCUUUUUUUUUGUAAUAGUGGGUAGUAAUAUAUAGAAUGUAUUACAGUAUUACGUAUCUGUCAUGGAUAUGGUUGGGGAAAAUAUGUUGACCAAGGUACAGGAAACUACUAAUCUUGCCAUCUUCCUUUUAAAGUGUUACUGUGGCACAGGUACUGCUUGCCCGUUAAAUUUUGAACAUCAUGUUUGUUACUACUGUAAGACAUUAUUUUUCAUCCAGAAAAAAAAAAGAUCCUUUCUAUGCACUUCAAAGAAAUUCAGAAUCACUGAGAGUAAGUAUUUAUUACCAAUGCUGCAGGUAUAUUAAUGAACUCAAGAGAUGGCUCUGUAAGCCUAAAUGGCAAUAAUGCAUGGUACUGUUCUCGAAAUAUCUAAUGGCUUGAAAUUCUGCUUUUUGU